AUGUCUACAGCCUCUCCUCUCCACCAUGGCCAUGGCAACGGUAGCUACGCCAACUCGCCCGCUCCUACCGGCGUCACUGGCCGCGACGCUGGCGUCACUGCCGCUGCCGUCGCCGAUUCCGCCGUCCGUUCCGGCUCAGUCCCUGCCACGGGCUCUGGCAGCGCCCCUGGUUCCGCUUCGGGAUCGAUGUACGGCGAAGCUCACGCUCACCACAAUGCUCACCACCACCACUCGGCACACCACGCCCACUCGCACGGCGCUCUUGCUAGCCCCGUCAACGGUGGCCACAGCUCCAGCUGGUCCCCCUACGGAUACCCUUCGGCUCCUGUUUACGGAGGCAGCCCUAGCCCUUACGGCCACAAUGCUUACUCGCAGUAUGCCGGCGGUUACGGCUACACCAACGGUGGCCACGUUACCACUGCUCCCACUACCCCCGCUGCCAACGGAACCACCCACUACGCUUCCGUCAACGGCAUGAUGAUGCACCACGGCCAGCACGCUGGCUACGGCUACGGCAGCCACCACCUCGGAUCGCACACGCCUACUCAUACCCACAGCCAUUCUUCCGCCUAUUUCAUGAACGGUGACGGCUCUCACAGCCACCUCAACGGCUCGACGCACCUCUCUUCUCCCUCGUACACCUCAGCUCCUCAGUACUCGACUCAGUUGCCCCUUGCCGGACGACACCGCGUUACUACCACUCUGUGGGAGGAUGAGGGUACCCUUUGCUUCCAGGUUGAUGCUCGAGGCGUUUGCGUUGCUCGUCGCCACGACAACAACAUGAUCAACGGCACCAAACUUCUCAACGUCUGCGGCAUGUCCCGUGGUAAGCGUGACGGUAUCCUCAAGAACGAGAAGGAACGAAUCGUCGUCAAGGUUGGCGCCAUGCACCUCAAGGGUGUCUGGAUCUCGUUUGCCCGUGCCAAGCAGCUUGCUGAGCAGAACGGCAUUGCCGACGCUCUCUACCCCCUCUUCGAAUCCAACAUCCAGUCGUUCCUCUACCACCCUGACAACUACCCCAGAACCGCUGCUGUCAUUGCCGCUGCUCAGGAGCGUCAGGCUCAGCGACAGCGAGCUCCUGGUCUUCCCAGCCCAGGCGCCAACGGCACUUCGCAAGCUCCUCCUCUGAUGCGUGCCAACACCACUCCAUCUAACGGCGACACGUCGGGGUUUGGUAGCGCGUUGAGCAGCAGUACCAGCUGGUCCGGCUCUCACGACCAGGGCCACGCCUCGGCUCCCACUACUACUCAACCCUCUCCCUCGUCCAUGCACAACGGCACCGCUCAGAUGCACAUGAGCCUCUCGAGCCACGGCACUUCGUCGCCCACAUACUCUCAGCAGCAACAGCAACAGCAGCAAUACCCCCUCACCCAGGCCCAGCAGCUCGCUCGACCUGGCGUUGGUGACCGACGUCAAUCUGCGCCCAUCGCGCUCAACAACGUCAACGGCCACACUGACAACCCAUACGGCGCUGCCAACCUUGGCGCUGCCGCUCCCAACGGAGGGCUUGUCAAUGGCGCCCGCAAAGUGUCCGGCUUGAAGCGAUCUUGGGGAGAUGCCGAGGACCUCAACGGUUCUGCGACAGCUUCGCCUUCCGAUCGCGACAUGCAACGAAGCGGUAGCAGUGUAUCUAACGGCUACAAGCUCGAGGGUGACGACGCACACAGCCCGGACACAUCAGCUGAGCGCCUGGCUAAGAAGAACAAGGCAAUGCCUCAGCGUGGCGGUGCCGCCAUGCCCUCUAUGUCUGGCAACAUGCUUAUGGGUGUUGGCAACGGCAACGGCAUUCACCACGAGUAA
Messenger RNA from Ustilago hordei, 1800 nucleotides. RefSeq lists its product as uncharacterized. Gene Ontology annotation, cellular component: nucleus. The transcript has a single exon. The record is from RefSeq and is a predicted model, not a curated record. Gene Ontology annotation, molecular function: sequence-specific DNA binding; DNA-binding transcription factor activity. Gene Ontology annotation, biological process: positive regulation of transcription by RNA polymerase II. The coding region runs from base 1 to 1800 and encodes 599 amino acids. Lineage: Eukaryota; Fungi; Basidiomycota; Ustilaginomycetes; Ustilaginales; Ustilaginaceae.